GUGCAUGACAGUGACGCUAAUUUCUGAUAACUGCACAGCCUGUGAAGUUAAGCUUUCUGCCAUCUAAAAACAUGAUUCUAUUAUUGAUUAUUCUGCUGUUGUCCUUGUUCGGAAAGGGUGCAAGCUACACUAGCUACACGGGUGGAAGCUACAUUAGCUACACUUGUGACGAUCGCUUAUGUCGUAGAGGUUGUAUAAACGAGGGAUCCGCAACUGGAAAAUGCGUAUUGAUACCAUUGCUUGGGGACUUGUGCAGAUGUAUGGAUAAGAAGUGACCAUGUAUGCUUCUUCAAUGCCACAUUCACUUCAAAUGUUUUGAAACGGUGUG
Cylicocyclus nassatus is the source of this 328-nucleotide messenger RNA. The record is from the annotation of a GenBank genome assembly. Lineage: Eukaryota; Metazoa; Nematoda; Chromadorea; Rhabditida; Strongylidae.